Messenger RNA from Procambarus clarkii (red swamp crayfish), 1389 nucleotides. Its product is annotated as chitinase-3-like protein 1. Gene Ontology annotation, cellular component: extracellular region. Gene Ontology annotation, biological process: carbohydrate metabolic process; chitin catabolic process. The record is from RefSeq and is a predicted model, not a curated record. Gene Ontology annotation, molecular function: chitin binding; chitinase activity. NCBI's taxonomy places the organism in Eukaryota, Metazoa, Arthropoda, Malacostraca, Decapoda, Cambaridae.
AUAACGAGCAGAUGGUAGAGUACUUAAGGGAGCGGCCGCAGGCAUCUACACACCAUCACCAUGAAGUUCCUGCCAGUGAUUACGGUACUCGCCCUCACGCUCUCUUUAGCAGAGAGCCUAAUGUUGUGCUACAUGGCGUCAUGGGCCGUGUACCGGAACACCGAUGGAAGGUUUGAUGUGGAGGACAUUGAUCCCAACGUCUGCACUCACCUUAUCUACGCCUUCGCUGGAAUCGCCGUCACUGGGGAGAUCCAGGUGCUCGACCCGUUCCAUGACCUUUGCGCGGACGACGGAGAUUGCGCCUACGACAGGUUCACAGCCCUCAAGCAGCAAAAUCCUUCAUUGCUGACACUGCUGAGCGUUGGGGGCUGGAAUGAAGGUUCGGAAAAGUUCUCCACGGUGGCAGGCGACCCAGCAUUGAGGAAGACGUUCGUCGACACCUCCAUAGCACUCCUCAAGGAGCAUGGCUUCGACGGUCUAGAUAUCGACUGGGAGUACCCUACCCAGAGAGGCGGCGUGCCUGAAGACAAGGAAAACUUUGUGACCAUGCUGAGUGAAUUUCGUGAUGCCCUGCAUGCCAACAACAUGAUCCUGACAGCAGCCUUGACCUCGGCUAAGGAUACGAUUGACAUUUCCUAUGACAUUCCGGGCAUUGCCGAGCACCUGGACAUAGCCAACAUUAUGACCUAUGACUUCUAUGGUACUUGGAAUAACUACGUUCACCAUGCCUCGGGGCUCUACGCAUACUCCGGUGACGACAAUAUCUUCCAAAAUACCGACUUUGCCAUCCACUACUGGAUAGAGGGAGGGAUGCCGAGCACCAAGAUCGCAAUGGGUGUGCCCCUCUAUGCCACUUGCUGGACCCUGGAUGUCCCUACCCAGACUGAUUACUACUCUCCUGCCAGCAAUCCCGGUCAACCAGGGCCAUGGACCGAGUCAGAGGGCACAUUGGCCUAUUAUGAGGUCUGCUAUGGGCAGAAUACGGAACCAGGGAGGUGGGUGAUAAAAACGGCUGAUGGCAUGAAGGAGCCUUACACUUAUCGUGACAGUCUCUGGUGCUCCUACGAAAACCACACCUCUGUCGGUAUCAAGGCUGACUAUGCCAAGAGUCUCAACCUGGCUGGCAACAUGGUGUGGACCAUAGACUCGGAUGACUUUCGUGGCAAAUGUAACGACCGCACCUUUGAACUCAUCAGAACCAUGGUAGAGGUAUUCGGAAAAUAAAAGUUGCAUUUUUAAUGAAAAAUCCUUAAAUUGUUGGGAAUUAUUAAAUCUUUGUAAUUUAAUCUUAACAGAUGGAGUACACUGUACGGUACUGUAUGUGAAAAAUGUUCAUAGAUUCCUGUAAUGUAUUAAGAGCUUGAAAUUGAAUAAAUAUCCAAAUUUCUA